UUCCGGCAACAUUUUCUAAUGUGAUCAACAAUACAGAAGAACAACUUUCUAUCUCUAAUAGAUAUGGAACAACAGGUUGAGAUUUGACUGUAAUCUCUGUCCGGUCUUGGUGGAGUAAUCAAUGCAGAUUGCCAACCUGCCCAGGUGCAGCAUAUACAACAUGACCUCGCCACCGCAACAUCUCGCGCGCUCUCACGCAUUAGUCCUUCUGGAUAACAGCACUUUACUAACAAAUACGAGGUAAUCCUCUUACGGGAUCCGCGGAAGAUCUACAUUGGGUGAUCAGCACAGUCGUUCGAGCUCAUGACGACCGUUCUAGGCACAGUUCCGUAAACGACAAAAGAGAUUUCCCAAUCUGAACCACAGGGAGCCUGCUUGUAUACGCGGCUGUUUAUGGCAAGGGAUUCGGUACAUUAGCCGUUCUAUUCUUUGUUGCCGUCAAGAGCCUGCUUGGUGCUGCGUUGGCGUACUUGCCGGAGCUUUGUGGCCUAACGACGUGCAUCUCAACAUUGCAUACAUGUACGAGAAGUCGAACCUGCAUCUUCCCGUUUUGGUAGGACGAUAGCAAAUCAUUUCUUGAUAGACCCUAAGCGCUGUGUAAUCAUUCUGCGGCUUGCCUAGAGCUGCCUGCGAGGAGUGCAUGGUCAGCAUUGAGUUGGAUCUUUCGGGCAUGAGAGGGCCAUGAUAUCCCAGAAAAGUUCUUGGAACGGAAAAUCAUGAUACGGUCCCAGGGCUUCAAAGCCGCUCCAUCUAAGAAAAGAAACAUGUAUUGUCAAAAAAUCUUUAUCGGGGGUCAGGAAACUACUCGCGCACUAAAACUCAGGAUAUAACAAUUAUCGUCGGCCAACUCAUAGUUGCGGUGAUAACAUAGAAAAAGGCGCAUUUUACGAAGAACAUUCUUCCCCAUACCAUACGAGCUGCACCGAUGCCGGCAUCAGCUAAAGGAAGCGCACUGACUAUGCCCAUCAUCGUGUACUUGCACCGAGUUCGCAACAAUACGGCUGUAGCGGUUGAUCCCGCCGUUCUGGAGUGACGCUGUAUGCACCCUCACUCAGCAGGUACGACAUUAACCGAUGGUUAAAUCCUCACAUCUCCCACCUCGCAAUCAUCCUCAUCGUAUUUCCAAACAGGCGGGCACUCUUCAAUCCUGGAAAAGGGAUAGGUUAUAUUGGAAUCAAUAUAUCUCAUCGCAAUUGCCACUCCACGACAUCCAUAGACCCGGGCAAGCUUCUGCUAUCGUAUCUUCAAUCUACACCGCCAUCGUAUCUGCAUAGAGUGGUGGGAAAUAGGUACGCAGGAUUGUAACCUACUGCGCUGGAUUGGGGAAUUAUGGCUUCUCUUGCGUUUCUUAUCGUGGUCUAGAUUAUCUUAGGUGCUGACGACGCCACGGCGAGCAAAUAUAUGACAGCAUAGGCAGGCAGAAGUCGUGAUAUCAACCUGAUUAGAAAGAAAAUAGAGACAAAAACGUAUAUAAGCUCAGGAUUACUUGAUUGUUGAAUAACACAAUUUUCAAACCGACGCUGCAUAAACUUCGACCUCCCUCUCGCUUUUCAAGAUGUGGUCUCGUGUACUGUCUGCUGGUGCAGUGCUCGCAACGAUUGCGAGUGUAGCGAACGCAUUUCCCUUCGAAGGCUUCCUGCAAAAGCGUCAAAGCACCAACUCGAUCCAAAACUGGGCCAACGACUUCGCGACUGUGGAUUUUCGCAAUGGGCAGAAUGGUGUCUUUGAGGUGGAGUGGAACAACAGGCCUGGAGGGAACUUUGUCGUAGGAAAGGGAUAUCGACCUGCUCGGGAUAUGCUUUUUAACUACACUGGAGACUUUUUCGUCGACGGCUGGGCCUAUCUCGCACUCUAUGGGUGGACUACCAACCCUUUGGUUGAGUACUACGUGAUCGAAGCCAUGGGCGACCACAACCCCUCCGACAACGCAAGCGCCACGCAAUACGGUACCCUCCAAUCCGACGGCGCAACAUACGAGAUCUGGCAAAAGGAGCGCAUCAACGCACCUUCAAUCAUCGGCGACAAGACAAACUUCCAGCAAUACUGGUCGAUCCGCACGAGCAUGCACCACGGCGGAACCAUCAACACCGGCAACCACUUCCGUGCCUGGGAAGCCGCGGGCUUGAAGCUGGGUACCCAGAACUACAUGGUGAUGGGUAUUGAGGGACAACAGGGCCGUGGAUCGGCAACUAUUACCGUUGGAACGCCUCCAGCGACUCGCAUGCCUGAGACAACUACCUCUACUUAUCGGUCGAUCAGAAGGACUACGACAACGAGGCGGACAACUACGACGUCUUCUACGAGACGGCCGACUACUACUUCAUCCUCACGACCUCCUUCAGUUCCUCGUUCAGGCCCUGCUAAAGAAACGAAUGCAUCGUAG
Messenger RNA from Periconia digitata, 2383 nucleotides. Lineage: Eukaryota; Fungi; Ascomycota; Dothideomycetes; Pleosporales; Periconiaceae. The record is from the annotation of a GenBank genome assembly.